AUGAAUCUGACAAAAUGGGAGGAAUCCGUUUUAAACGAUACGUGGAAAUUUUCGUCAGAACAAGUGAAAGAGUACAUUGAGAAAUACUUCAAGAACAACGAAAGUAUGAAGAACGCUGUACUUAAACAUGUCACGAACAAUGAGAACCUUGUCAGUUUUGCUCAUAUUCCUAUGCUGUGUUAUCUGUUGUGCUUCGAGAUGGAGUAUACCCUUGCUGAAUCAGAAAAUCCUGAUGACCUUCCUGUCUCAAUAACCAACAUUUACACCAAACUUGUUGAUAUCUUUGAACUUAAGCACUGCGCCGAGUCAGAAUACAGACAGAAAGAAAUUCCUGAGCAAUUCAAGCCCCCUUCUGUCAUCAAGAACACAUUAGAGAAAUUAUCAAAACUAGCGGCGAAACUGGUGGUUGAGAGAAAGCCAACUUUUGAUGAAGGGGAGAUGGAAGGCGAGUUUGAGCUGGAAGAAGUCAACAAACUGAAAGGUAGCGGUCUUCUUUACUGUGAUCAGCCUUUCAGGACUGGACUGAUUACAACCACGAAGCACUUUAGCUUCACGCAUCUAACCGUCCAAGAAUUCUUGGCUGCUCGUUGGUUUGUUAAGGAAAAUUGUGUUCCAGACGAAGAAGGCUCUGAAAUGGUUUUCCAAUUCAUGGCUGGCAUGUUGUCAAGUGAAGGAAACGAGGAACUGAUGGAAAAAUUAUUAGAUUCACCCUUUAUGCAUCGUAAUCUUAAAAUGACGUGUCUGAAUGAGUAUCAAAACAAAGAAUUUGCCAAAAAAUUCAUCAGGAAUAAUCCGCAAGCGUUUUGUAAUUCAGACGGCGUCGUGGCUUUUGAGGUUUUUUCUGAUGUGGGCUGCAUUGGUGUAUCAUUUGUGUUGGACAUUAUCAGUGAACUAAAUAAAGAGGAAGCUGGAGAGGCACAACACAAAUGUUCUGAUAAGUUCGUCAAAGUUAAGAAGGUAGGACUUAGCGGACCACAGCUAACACGGUCUGGAAUACAACGAGUCUGUAAUUCACUGAACAAUAAACACUGUCUUGUGUCUAAACUGAACUUAUUGGACAUUUACUUGGCUGAUGAAUGUGUUGAUGUUAUUAAUAGAUUAGUAGUAAGGAAGUUAACCGCAUUAAGUUUAGUGAGCACUUGGAUCACUGAUACUGGUGUUGCCAGUCUAUGGGAAGCUUUACAGCAUCCAAGCUGUAAGCUAACCACACUAAAUCUGCAGAGUAGUUCUAUCACUGAUACUGGUGUUGCCAGUCUGUGUAAAAGCUUUACAGCAUCCAAGCUGUAAGCUAACCACACUAAAUCUGCAGGGUCGUGCUAUCAAUGAUACCGGUGUUGCCAGUCUAUUUGAAGCUUUACAGCAUCCAAGCUGUAAGCUAACCACACUAAAUCUGCAGGGUAGUUAUAUUAAUGAUAUCGGUGUUGCCAUUCUAUGUGAAGCUUUACGGCAUCCAAGCUGUAAGCUAACCACACUAAAUCUGCAGGGUAGUUAUAUUAAUGAUAUCGGUGUUGCCAGUCUAUGUGAAGCUUUACAGCAUCCAAGCUGUAAGCUAACCAGACUAAAUCUGCCUUCCUUUUCUUAGUCGCAAUUCUUAAAGCUAUAACUCAGAGACACCGACCAGCUUUAAACCUGUCUUUUGAGGGUCGUCUAAAUCUUAUAUAGUUUCAUCAAUUUUCAGUAGAUUUUUAUAUUUAAACAAAAUAAAUAGUUGCAAGUCAAAUCUUAAUUUUGUGUCAAAGAGACUUACCAGGUAGACGAAUAAUUUUUAAUCACUAGAGUGAAAAACAACGCUUAAUGUAAAUAGAACCGCAAAUAUUUUGUAAUAAAGGUUUUUUUUACUGGCAACAUUGUUUACUGUACUUGGUUUGUGGGUGUACCCCACUCGAGUGGUGACAAGUAAGACUUGGGGUCGGGGGAGGUGUGGAGGGCAAUCCUCCGAGAGGCUACUGGGCAUCUAAGGAAGCUUUCGGACAAGAACAUUUAGUUAAAGUUUCUCGAGGUAAGAAAAAAGGAAAAUGUCUUCCCGUUCACCUGAUUCUGAUUUAAUUUUUGGUGAAAUUACACCCUUCUAAGUAUUGCCAAAAAAAUAUGGUUUUCUUGUUUUUUUUUUUUUUUUUUUUCAAUAAGCAAAAAUUUUUCGUUUCAACUGUCCGCCAUUACACUGUACCGAUCAUUGCAAAAAUUUUUCAUCCUCGUUUAAGUUGUUCAGCUUUGUAAAGUUAAGUUCCAGACGAAUUACAUGUAGAAAGCUGGAUCGAGGGAUAGAUUAGGAGGUUAAAUUUCCCACUCGAGAACCCAGCCUAUGUAGCAUGCACCACCGGUUUUAACCUUUUUGGAGUAAGUUGCCGUGGUGUAUCCGAACUCAGAUUAGUUCACAGAUUGGACAUUUAAUCUCUGGUUUCACCAAUUAAUAUCUCGAGUCAGCUCUGUUAGUGCCGCUCGACAAAGACGCAAAAUGGUGAUGGGAACAGAUUAAACGGAAAAAUUUGUUUUCUUUUUUAAUUGAGGUGGUAUGUUUGGCGUUUUACAAAAACGGUGAACUUAAUACUGAGUAAGUUUGCAAUAACGUAAGAGAGCUUUUGAUACUAUUCCUUUACGAGACCUGCCUCCGUUAAAGGCUCCCUCUCCCCCUUCCCUGGCUUGCUCACAUUCACACGAGCACCUACAAAGCAACAGACAGAGGAAGCCACUGUCCGUUUUUCGAAACCGGUUUUGCUAUCUUUAACAGUUCUUCUAAGAACCUCAUGGCCACUAUUGGAGACAGAAAAGUCAGUGCUAUACUCGCUAAAAUAAGAGACAGCCAAACGCCGCUGAUCUUGCCAAUUAAAUCUCCCCAGAAAAACAGUCAGCCUCCAAACGUUCCAUUGUGAAGGCACGCACUAAACGAGCCAGUGCAGAAUUAAACGACGACUUGCGUUCGUCAAAACUAGCUUCCAAAAGUUCUAAGAGUUACAUGAUUAGAUAAUGUAUACGAGUAACACCGCUCUUAUAACAUGAGAGUUCGAUCCCUUGGGAUUUUUGGUGUGUGAAAGGCUAUUACCUGAUACAGCACUUAGCAGCCUACCCCUUUUUCAUAAAUUGCACAAUUAAUUUAUGACAAAAGGAACCUAGAGUAAUUCUAAGUCGCACGGUUACUGAUCAAAAUUGAAAUCUGAAAUCUUCAACUCCGAUGUAUUGCUCCUCAUUUGGUCCCAAAAAUUUCCCUUUUGAUCACCAGGACACAUUAUGUUACAGCUUCAGGUACUAAAGUUUUUGUGGAUUCCUUUUUUAUAUCCUGGUAUUCAAUGUAGUAAUUGUGGUUUUACUGUAGCUCGAACUGUCCUUGUUUUCUGUUCCACAAAACUAUCCUAAACGGAUGCACUAUUUCAGUCCGAGCGAAAUUCCAAAUGAAAAUACGGCCGAAAACAUUUUAAAAAAAUGAAUACUUAGAUUUAUUCAAAGCGCGCAAAUUUUAUUACCUAGUACGGCUGAAGGAAGUGGGGUAUGGGAAAAUAAGGACCAAGUAAGUAGCAAUCAGAACGCUCCGAUUUACCUCUGGACUAUCUCGCCAUAUGAUAUUCCAGUACAGUGGUACCACUAAGCUUCACUAGGCUUGUUCGGCCAAAAUGGCUGGAUGUUGGCCGAGUUCUUUUUUUGCGUUUUUACGGACUGGAACGAAGUCUUGAUCUAGAAAAAUGCAAAAAAAAAAAUUAGUUUAAUAUCUAGCCAUCUCGACCGAACAAGCUGGAUAUAUAAAGGAUUUGUUAUAUAGCAAAAAGGUUUCGCUUUCUUGAGAAUCGAGAAUGACUUGUUUAAUUCAAGAGCCGGGAGAAAAGCCAACUGCGUUUGUAAUACAGUAUAAUGCCCACGAGAGUUGCCUAUGUUUUCUUUACAAUUUAGUGUAAUCAACAGAGUUGAUAACGUAAAUUGGCCGCCGCAGAGAGUUUAAAGGCUGACGUUUCGAGCGUUCGCUCUUCGUCAGAGCGAUGACUUGGGGCGAAUGCUCGCAGCCGGCGAUAAGAUAAAUGUCAAUAUAUGUAUUCUUCAUUUCUUUUUGAACAGAUAAGUUGCUUAACUUGAGAUAUUCAUUAACUGUGCGAGAAUUUUGAAGAGCAAAAAAAGUUUGGAAGCCAGUCUAGUGAUGUAGGUAUGAAUACUCCUGAUAGAACUGAAAAGGCUGGAGAAAACGGAGGUAAGGAGGUGUUUAUGGAAUUUGUACAUAAAAUCUGAUAAAAUAAAUCUGACAAGAUCAAAAGAUUUCAUGGUUUUUAAGGAUUUAAAGAAAGGGCUAAUAUGUUCUAAGAAUGAGGAGAAAGUAAUAAUACGAAUGACACGUUUCUGAAAAAGAAAUACGGGAUGGAGAUUGAACUCAUGAGAAUUACCCCACGAUAUUGAAGAAAAAAUAAAAGAGAGUGUACAGGAGCGUAGUAUAAAUCGACGAUGGUAUCGAUAUUCACAUAAUAUCUCUUUUGAAAGAUUAAUCAAAUGGAAUCAUUCUACGGACUCUUCACCUUUAAACUCUUCCUCAUUAAAAAUUAAAACAUGUGUACUGAUUCCACCGAAAGGACUUGAUACUUCAAGUUCAAAUUUUCCCACCCCACCCAAGCAAGGUUCAAAUUCCCCUCUUCCUGUAAGGCCCCUUUUGGAAAAUUCCCUUGAGUUUCCCGGGAAGGAUGUUGAAGCUUCGAUCGGUGUACGAGUCCGAGCGUCUACAAUAAUAAGCGAAAGCUCUGAAUAUAAAACUUUUUAUCUAUUUAAUAUGACUUUUAAUACGAAUAAGAAGGAAUUUGCUACUAAAGAAUCACUCCCUAACCUGUAAAGUAGUUUCUUAACGUGUAAAGUAGACAAAAACGUACAUUUCCUAUUCAACAAGCAAAUUAAAUUAUGUUAGAACUGAAAGAGACUAGAAACUCGUUUCUAGUCUUCCUUGCUUAACUUUCAAGGCGAAAGGAUUUUUUGCUCAUUUGACAGCUGUCUUCAACAUGGCUGAGUUGCAAGUUGGAUGCGGUUGAUCUCUACUUCGAGAGACUUAUUUGACGUUGCUAAGCAGACGAUUCACGCCAAGGUAAAGUAAUUGAUUUACCAUAUAAUUUUCAGCUCUAUUCCUGAAACUACCCGCGAGGAAAUUGUGUCUUUAGAUCCAAAUUGUUAAACCUCGUGGCUUAGUGCUUAAGUCAGCUCUUCCCGUUUGUUGGAAACAGGUUCAUAUUUUCGAAUCCAUUGGGAAUUGUAACACUUGAUAUGUAUAUAUUUACCAGUUUUUGAGGUUGACCCCGUUAUUUGUUUCCAUAUUUCUGAAUUUGGCUGGAUUUUCUUGGUUGGAUAUUAGCAUGUUACUGGUAAAUAUUUCAAUACGCUGUACGGGAAACAUGCUCAUCAUCGGACAAAUUUCCGGAAAGUUUUCAGGCUUUGAUGGGCAACGAAAGACUAACGAACAACUGACUUUGGAUGCCAGAAUCGGUGGAAAAUUUAUUGUAUUCGGAACAUAGCAAUCAAAACAUGAAACAGUUAGGAUUUCGAUCCUCAAAUAACACAGUUAUAGUUUUAUAGCACUCUAAAUUCCCCAAAUAGCAUAUUCUCCCCCCUAAGAACCAAAAUUCUUAUCAGAAUAAACAUUUUAAAGGUGAUUCUUUCAAGGAGAAUCGAGGUUCUUGAAACAAGAUUGAAUAGAAGAGAGAAUUCUUGUGGUAAGAAUACAUUACAUCUGAAUAUCUUGAAAAGAAUCUCUAUUUCAGAAACUCUUGUCCCAAGAAGCGGGAAUUCUUUUCUCAAGAACGAGAAUUCUUUUCAGCAGGCAAUGAAGUAGAGAGUUCUUCUGGAGAGAAUGUUUAAUUGCAAAUCUCAUGGACAGAAUUGCAAUUUCAGAAACUCUUGCUACAAGAAUCGGGAAUUCUUUUCUCAAAAACGAGACUUCUUUUUAGCAGGUAAUGAAGCAGAGAGUUCUUCUGGAAAGAAUAUUUAAUGAAAAAUCUUACGAACAGAAUUGCAAUUUCAGAAACUCUUGCCACAAGAAUCCGGAAUUCUUUUUCUCAAGAACGAGGAUUCUUUCUAGCAGGCAAAGAAGUAGAAGGUUCUUCUGGAAAGAAUGUUUAAUUGCAGAUCUUGUUAAAAGAAUCGCAAUUUCAGAAUUCAUUAGAUAAGAGGCAGAAUCUCUUAUAACCAAAAUUUUAAUAAGUUAACCUCUAUUGCUGGUAACUUUGAUAAUUGUAGACCAAAUUAUCUGAUGAAGUCUGAUAAAGCUUUGCCACAAUACAGCGGUGUGGAGUAGGUACAAGAACGAUUCCCCGGAAAAAUGAAAUAUGAUGUCGUAGCCGCGACAAUUUACAUUAAAUUUUCUUGUGAACUUUCUCAACACCAAAAUUAAUAACUGUGGAAGCAAAAGACUUAUCUGGAGGUUUGAGCAGUUCAAAAAUAGUCCUUAAAUUUUUAUUAUUGGAGUCUUUUGUUCGCCCCAUGUAAGGUAAUCCAGGACAGUAUUAGAAUUCUGGAUUCCACGCUGUGGAUUCCGGAUUCCAGGUGCUGGAUUCCGGAUUCUACCGUUGCAGAUUCCGGAUUCCAAAACACAAAAGAUUCCAGAUUUUAGUUUCUGGUUUGCCCCUAAUUUUCGCAUUGCGUUUUCUAGGAAUGACUUCCAUAACUGUCCGUCUCUUAAGUCCAAUGUCCAUUCAUUCCACAUCUUUUUAGCAACUCUGAAGAGGCGAGGCCGCAUUUCUUUCAUACAGGUUCCUCGAGGUUCUUCAAGUAAUUUAAAAGUAACAAAGAACUAAUAGUUCAAAUCUUUGCGUAUCAUUUUUAAUUUGUAAAUAACUGUUAGACUAAAAAGUUUUUUCAGUGCAGCAUAACAUUGUUCCGACUGGGAAAAGAUGGCUGGGAACCUGGUAAUAUCUUAUCUUUGUCGCACCGAGAUAUGAUGCCUCAUGAAAUUUUAAAUUUGUUAUUCCAAAUGCCAAAUAUCAAAGAAAGCGGUUUACGUUUAAAUGCCGAACAUUCGACCUAUAAAUAGACCUUUCCUGGCUCCCACAAAUAUCCAUAUAUAACUUUGUUCAAAGUUUAUCAUAAUUGGAAAAGUGAAAUCCGUCGCCUUGAUAAGCUCACUCCUGCUAAUCUUGGAAGCGACACUUCCCUUUCACUCUCCUAGCUACUCUCUGAUCCUUUGGAGUUUGAUCCUCAUCAUCUCCAACAUCUUCGUCAUCAGGGUCACCAUUAACAAGCCUGCAGGACCUAUUGUCCUCCUCAGACGUUAGAGUGAUGCUUGAACCCUCGGCAGUGAAUCCCAAAACUCGGGUUAGAAUGAAAUUGGGUGAGCUCCGAUCACAGACAUCGCCGUUCAGCCAAUGAAAUUGUACUUUCUUUCGUAAAAAGUUGCCUCCAUCUACUUCUAAUUGAACGUCUUGUAAGAGAAUAGCCAGCCAGAAAGGUGAAAUCUCACAGCAACGAUAUCCUUAUUGUGGUAAACAGUUUGCACCCGCACAGUUCUACCCUGCAGUACGACAUUAGCAUCUUUUUAUUUGGCAGGCUGUUGUUACGUCUUAGUAGUCUUCCGAUGAGGCUGUGAUGAUAGAGGGACGCAUGCUGAAGGCAUAUGGAAGUGUGCCAGUCAACUCUUUCGUCUUUGAGCGAACGUUUUCCUGUCGUACACCUUUUCCAUAUUCUCCGACAAACUCUCGCAUUACGGCUUCUCGCCUUUUGCCCUCCUCUUCUCUUCCUGUUCCCUUGAGAAAGAAUACACGCUAGAAUGAAUUUUGACAGAAAACUGUUGUCAUGAGUAGCAAAAAUAAGUCCUAUAUUAUGGCAUUUUAAUAGUGUUCCGCUUAUAGCAAUUAAUUCGAAUUAAUCUACCUGGUCGUCGUCGUUGUUUUGGUGAUCUUGAUCGUCGCCUUCGAGAGGGCGAUCGCUCUGAUUUUUCGAGGAGGCUGCAAAAACGAAGAAAGUGAUAGUGUUAAGGCUACAUCACGUGUUGUUAAUUGAGUUUUCAAAAACUUUUUUCGGUUCGUUAGAAUAUAACAGUUAAUAUACCUCGGUGUACGUUCGUUGCGAGACCUUGAUCGCCACCUUGGUGGAGAUGUCGAAGGUUCAUACUGUUCACGAAAAGGCCUGCAAGAAAAAAAAAAAAACUUAGUUAUUUUCGAAAAGCCCAAUUUUAAGAAUGAUGGUGCGGGUUCUAGCGCCUGGGCCAGUCCAUUUUUCAGUUCCAAAACUGACAGUUUUAUUGUACUUCUGAUUUACAAAAUUAUCACACCUUAUUGGGCCAGGUGAUCACCGAGCUCCAACAACGGGCCUCAAUGCUUGAACCUAAAGUCCGGCGGUUAGCCAUGGCUAAGCACAUGCAAGUUAGCGCAAUAAAAUAAGUCUCUCAUAAACAAUGAUGGUUUAACCAAUAAACUCCCAGAAAAGACUGACAUGUGACUUCUCCCUAUAAUAUCUAUAUGUUUUUCAGCAAAGGGUUCAUGGGAAUACUCAAAAUUAUCAGGUUGAAGUUGUCAUCUUGAUAUUACACCAAAGUUUCGUAGCUAAUUUACGAGGAAUUGUGUAGCAGCUAGAGGGGAGAAUUAACAAUCAGAUCUUGGAAAUUAAAGGGCCAAAUGUGAUUCACGAUUCGAGCGGAAUUUUGCGCAAAAUAAGCGAUUUCCAUGACCAGUGUCAGGUAGCAUAAUAAAAUAUUUAACGAGCAGAGUUUAUUCAAACCUCUAGCGUAACUGAUGUCAAAACGACUAAAGGCCUAAAUCGCUGCUAACAAGCGAGUCAUGCUGUGUGUUUGUUGCGUUUCAUCAUUUAACGAGGCGUAAUACAUUGUUGUUUCAUGAGAUGCAAACAAUUGGCCGAGUAUUCUCAAGUUUAGUAAAGCGAUUUUUCGAGUCUUCCAACUUCUUUUAAACUUCCGAAUUCUACUACAUUUAAACAGUUAUUAUUGACUAUAGUUCGUCAUUAAAACCCCUGUCGUUCCUGUUUGCUCGUUGCAACCCCUAAAAAAAAUUAGUGUUUCAUAAUGGACAAAAAUCCCCAAACCUCGAUGGUCUUGAACUCGCGUAUUUUUCUUUUUAGUCUUUCUUUCUUCGGUUUCUUGGGCUCCUGAAGAUGCAUUUUCAGUAUUUUUUGGUAAAUUUCGCUGGAGGUUAAGUUAGUUCAAAAUGGAACAAAGAAUCAAUUGAAUCAUUACAAUGUUACACUUACCUUUCCCUCUCCGCCUUUUGCUUUUUCUUGUGCUUCCCCAUAGAUUAUGAUUAAAGUAUCGAGAUUUAGGGAAAGAGCAAAUCGAACAAACAAAUGAUAUAUCAAUUGAAGAAGACACUGGAAAUUUUCUGUAAUACUGCGGCUUGUGUCACUCCACGUGCUCUGAGUGACUGGUGCAGUUUUGACAGUUCCUGGCUUUCGUCUGGCUUCUAAUUACAACUAUGCUUCCACGGCCAUCAGCAGGAGAAUAUUACUUUUUGAUGCUCUCAUUAUGAUUUAAGGAAAAUGGAAAUGCGCCCCAUUUGCUUAAAAAACCGGCGGGGAAAGCAGGCAAAAGCAAAGCAUCCAAGUUGUUAAUAGUUAGAUUAUUUUCACAGAAAUUUAAAAAUUCCUAGAUUUAUAGGAAAACUAAAACGUAUCUUUUUUACAAAGUCACCUUCCAACUGUUGUUAUGACAACCAGUAAGUUAAUAGUCACAGGACGUCAUAGCGGCCAUAUCAUUAUUUAGAGGUGUUCCAGAACAAUCAAAUAGCGGCUAUAUUGAUGUUCCAAGCAAAUCCUGUGGGAUUUGAACGCUUCAGUGAUAUAAACACUUUCUAAAUUUGAUUGACCACGUGAGUGAACUGCACUGUACAGUGGUUGCAUGGACGCGGGUGAAAGCCGUUAAUAUGAUUUGAAAUGGAUUUUCAGCAAGCGGAUUCUGGAUUCCCCCUUUUUAGCGGGAUCCUGGAUUCCAAAAGCUGGAUUCUGGAUUCCAGAGCCCAGUAUUCCGGAUUCCACAAACAAAAAUUUCCUGGAUUCCGGAAUCCGGAUUAUCUUACAUGGGGCGAAAUAAUAUUGAAUAGUCCGCCAUAAAGAGAAGUGCACCACCCGGAAACUCGUCUCUAGUCUUUCUCGGUUAUUCUUCUCUCAAACAGGUUUAGGCAAAACCCCGAAUAGCGUUCGUACCAAAGUUUCCAAACUGGCUCAGGUGCGAGUAGGAUGCGGUUGAUCUCUAUUUCGAAAGACUUGUUUGACGUUUGUAAGAGGACGAUUCUAGCCAAGGUAAAGUUAUUUGUUUACCAUAUGCAUUCUUUUCACUUGAUUCAUGUUAUUAGUCGAGAAGGACUUGUUUUAACCCUCGUAGCUUGGUGCUUCGUCAGCACUUCCUGUUUGUUUAAGUGAUGCUUGUAUUUUAGGAAUUGGAGCUUAUAGUUAAUCUUGAUAUCACAAUCGGUAGUUUUUUUAUCUCAAUUGAUUUACUUAUUUGUUAUUAUUUUAUCGAAUCUUGACUGGAUUCGCUCGGCUACGAGGCAUGAAACAUGUGUUUUAAGAGACAAAUGGUUGAAAUUCGUGGACAUGGGUUGAUGUCAGAUCUAGAGUCUGUUUUAAAAGAUAUUGACAUUAUUGACAGACGCUUGCGCAAUAUGAUAAUGAACUGUAGUCUGUUGAAGUGUUUUUGGUUUCAGAUGAAUUUUCGUCUUUCAGCUUGACCUUUCAUCGUAGCAAUAUGAUGCGCUCCGCAAUCAAACAAAUCAUCACGAGCAAUGCGAAAUGAAACGGUUUACAUUCCGGUACGUGAACACUGAAGUGAGCGCCUGUUGCAAUGAAUAAAACAGAACAUCAUUCACAAUCUUAAACAGUAUAUUUUACUUCUGAUCCUCAUCGAGGGUGAUCAAGGCAGGUUCGAAGUUUCGAAGAAUUUAUCACCUGCGAUGCAAACACCAAAUUGUUUACAUUCCGCGACGUAAACAUCUUAAGGAGCGUUGAUCGCCAUGAAUUAAUUGGAAAGCAUAUUACGGAGUAUUUGUUUCGUUACUUGCUCAAUGAAACAUGUGUUUCGAUGCCAUGAGUAAUAGACAUUCUCUCUCCCAGCUGAUUCAUCAAGAACUCAAAUCAAAUCCAAAAGUUAUUUGUUUCACAUUGUAAUGUAAUAUAAUGGAAACUUGUAGCACUGAAUAACAAAGGCACAUGAGUCGUGCAUUUUUUUCGACCGUGCGCGUAAAAAAAUCCUAUAUACGCGUCUGACUACCCUGCGUCUGCGAUGGUUGAUUAUACAUAGGACCAGGGAGAGUAAGAUUUCAGCGGAAGGUGGAGGUUUCGUUCGAUUCUCGUAUUUCAUGUACGUGAGAUGUCGUUUCGCCUUAUUUUAGACAUUUAUACCUUGUUUUAGAUGGUUUUAGAUAGUUUGCGAGUGGCUGUAGAUGCUUUUGAGGUGGUUGUUGAAAUUGUUGAGGUGCUUGUAGAUGGUGGUAGGUGGUUUUAGAUGGUUUUAGGUGGUUUUAAGUCGUUACAUGUUUUAGUCCUUACGACUGUAGUGCUUCGGUCAGCAACUUCUGCAUGUUUGUUGAAGACAUCUCUGUACUUGCCAACCAAUUGCGUAUUUGUAGUAGUGGCCUAAUUCAUUUGGGCCUUCAAAUUGGAAAUGUGUUUUCAAAUUGUACAAUUUAAAUCAAUUUUUUAGUUUACUCCUGGCUAGUUGUGAAUUUAACCUGAUACAUUCCUUCAUUUUAAGCCUAAGGAACAACUGAUACAUGUCCCUCUACUCCAGAAAUACUGAAAACUGCUGCUUAUAAGCCGCCCCUCUUAAAAGCCCCAGUCCAAGUUGUCAAGUCUUUCACAUGGAGCGUGAGACCUCACGCAAACAAUUUUAAUAUUAUGUUCUCAAGCUGAAAAUAAUUAUUGUUUCUUAUGGCAAACUGCUGCUUUUGUAAACCCUUUAACUCCCAAGAUCUGAUUGUCAAUUCUCCCCUCCAGCUGUUACAUAUUUCUUUGCUAAUAAUUAAUUGAACAUUUUAGCUUGAAUUAGUUGUGUACAAACAAUAUUUUACCAAGGAGAUAACUUUCCUGGAAUCAGAACCAAAACAUUGAUGUUUUCUCUAUUUACACAAUGAAAACGGCAAGUGAUUGAAUCUUUGCUGUCAGUUAGUGAAAAUACCAACAGUCUUUGAAAUGGAGUAUGUGUAGACCAAGGAAGAAACCUUAAUUUGUAACACUUUUCCUCUUAUUGCACCAUGCUGUAUUGCUUGCCAAAAAAGUAAUUAAUUGUUUUAAUAGAGUUUAUUUUCAAAGGGGAUCGAUAUAUACCAUCAAAUGAGCAAUUGUAUUAGGAACAUGAUCCUGAUUGUCUAUGUGCCGGGUCACACUGGAGUGAAUUAAAAUAUUUGCACAAACCCAAAAUUGCAAAAAUUUUGAAAUUUCCAAUUUUUGGUGGUGGUUGCAUAAAACUAGUAUCCUCUGAACAAAACUUCAUCAAUUGACACAUAUGUCAAUCACAAACCCAUCUCCUUCUAUUAAAAGAUAAAGAAAAAUUCUUGCUCAAAUUACUGGGCAAAAUUGGAUUGUCAUUAAAAGAUUAUCUUCGCAGCUUUCUGGUUUUUGUGGAAUUUUGCAUUUCUUUCUCAGCAAAACAACAUAGUGUUUUUUAUAUUGUUGGUACAUUAUCAGCAGGCUUCUAUGCAGCUAGUAUCAGCUUUUAGACAUAGAAGGCAAAGAGUUUGCCUAAAUAGAGCUCACUUUCAAAACCAUCCUUAGGCGAGGACUCUGCAUUCAGCAGAGUUGUUGUUUGAGACUGCAAGGACCAUGUAUCAUUCUGCACUUUCUCUUUUUUAUGCCAAUCUUUUUGGUUGCAGCUUGCACCACUUGUGCUGGCUUCAUUUCUAUAAUUCCAACAGAUGGAGAAGUACUUGUUUAAACUGAUUGUUCUCCAAAUUGCCACCAGUGGCUGAGCCUAGGGUACAAGUCAGACAUUAGAAUAAAAAUGUUGAUCAAAUUCCUAGUUUCCCUCCAAAGAAAACUGAGGGUCAGAUGGACAAGGAAAAAAAAAUUGUCUUGCCAUUGCAUGCACCAAAUUACACUGUCCAACAGACCACAGUAUAUUUUUCCUGCUUAAAUUUUAUUUAAAUAUGUAUUGAAUAUGAUGACAGCCAGAUGGUAAAAAAGAAAUCAAGAUAGUUUGAUUUGCCAAAAUUUGGAAGCCUCAGAGGCAGGACAUUGCUCCUUUGAGGAUUGGCAAAAUUAUGGCGAUCCGCAAAAUUUGGCAAAGUUUUGAAAACUGGGAGUUGCUCUUAUUUUACACUAUUUUUUUUGACAGGUUUUUGCUUAAACAAUACCAAAAAAAAAAAAAGCUCUGGUGCGACCCAGGCCUUUAUUUAAUUCAAAAGGAGUGUGAUCCUAGGAGAGCACCGUAUUCUUUUUUUGUAAAUGAUGAACAUUACCAUUUACUAACAACAGUGGGAGACAUAUUGUGGCUUAAUGGUCAGUGUACUGGACUCUGGUUACAGAGGUCUGGGUUCAAGACCUGGCUGAGUCAAAGUGUUUUGUUCCUGGGCAAGAAACUUUGCUCUCCCAUGCCUCUCCACCCAGGAGUAUAAAUGGGUAUUGGUGAAUUGUUAGGGAAGCCUGAUGAAAUGCAAACGGGGAGUACAGACAUCUUUUCUAACCAAUGACAGUACCUCUGAUCUCCCACAGCACUUCAAAAAUGUUAUGGAAUUUUCUGGGAUGUUAGAGGCAAACCUUGUGGGGAAAAACGGGAAACUUGUUUACAUCAUGGCCAUGAUAAUUUAUUUUUCUUUACAUAACAAUAAAUAGAAAACCAAAAAAUGCUCGGAAUAAAGCAUUGCAAACUGGUAAAAAGUGAUUAACAUGUAUAUAUGGCUCAGAACCAGAGAAACAUUUUUUUUGCUAUUUUGACAAACGAAAGCUGUUUGAUUAGUGUGAUCACUCAAAAGAAGUUUUUGGAUCAGAAAUAAUCUUUCAUGGAUUAAAAAGAUCUUAAUUAAAAUGAACAGUAACAUGAUUUUUUGUGGAAAACCUAAACACAUUUAACGAGUCUUCAGAAGAAUAGUGUUAAUUUCCUUGAGAUAUGUACAUUACUGUGUGGGUUUUAAAGAAUUGUGUGUCCCCCCCUGCCCCAUCUGCCUUUUUAACCCUUAACACCCUAAGACAUUGGUAUUCAUAUUCUCCACAAUGGUCUCUUUACAUUCCUUAUGAUACUGACAAGGAGAAUUUGUUUGACAAUCAGGAACUUCUUAAAUUGGUGAUCAUUUCCUUUAUUCUUGUGACCUCUACAUUUGAUUCAUGAGUGAUACUGUGAGGAGAAAUUAGAAGCCAAGGGGUCAAAGAUUUAAAAAGGAAGACAAAAAUUGUUGUAUAAAUUUUUCGGGUGAUAACAAAUUUAAUGUUAAGUACGUGGAAGGACAUUUUGGCGGCAGGAAGUUCAAAUAAUGACUUUCGUGUGUAUUUUUCUUUACAGAAGACAUGUCUCCAUGGCUUCUGCCACUCCAUCAUAUCCUUCUACAAAACGAACCUCUAACUAUGCCCAGCUGUGUCGCCUUCUUGUUGAAGUUGGAUCACAUGUUCUAAGGGAGAUCUUUGACAGGGUAUGUCCACCAGAAAACCUUCAGGCAGUUCUGACAAAUCCCACAAACCGUGCCAAAUUACAAACACUUCGAAAGAAGAGAGUCCUGAGUACCUCCCAGUGGGAGAAACUGUAUUCUGUCGUCAAAUCAUCAGUUUCAUCAAGAAACUUUGACAGCUCCCUGCUGCUACUUCUUCUGAGAAAUAUCUUUGGUCUGACUCUCCCUGCCUCUGGCUGUAAUAACCUUCCUCCAAGAUCAGACACCUCUCCAGAAGCUGACAUCACUCGAUCGCAUCAAGUUUUUCAGGGACAGAGUUUUCAGUCAUGCCGCUAAUGCUUCAGUUGAUGAUCCAACCUUUAGUUUGUAUUGGAACAACAUCAAAGACACCUUUCUAUGUAUUGGAGGGACCCGCUAUGAGGAAGUCAUAGAUGAUCCUACACUCCAUUGUAUGGAUGCCGAUCUUGAAGAACACUACCGAGAGCUUCUGAGAGAGUGGUUGAAAGGUAAUGACUGCAUCACAGAAAAAUUGCAUGAAGACAAAAUUGUGAUAAAUGCCAGGGAGGGAGGGAACAUGGAGGAUUCAUUUGACAUUUCUGAACAAAAUUCAUGUGUGAGAGGUGUGUGUAAUGUUUUGUUAAACCUGAGUUUUUAAUAAAAAAAAAAAAAAAAAACUUUGUAGAGUCAAUAAUGUAAGUUGAUCAUACUAGAUCAUUAGAUGAUAUGAAUUUCCUGCAGAUUUAUUUUAAAAAAGUCACAAUUAUGCUUAAUUGAAGUUGUGAAUCUUUAUUCUCCUGACAUGUUAAAUGUAACCAUAAUUUGCUUUUUUUCAUCUUUCUUAUCCGAAAAAAACUACAACCUUCUUCCUCAGGGACAGCAAUAAUGCUAGGGGAAAAUACAUCAGCACAGACUGGCAAUAGCAGCCCACCAGAGCUCAGUGUGAAACUCCCAGAGUUGAGUGAUCUUCGCACGAUCUUUAAUCCUUGGAAAACUGUUGAACUUCCUGUUGAUGUUCUUUUUUAUUAACUGUGGAGAACUGUGAGUUCUUAAGCUGCUUUGCCUACCUGAAGGAACCCUUUAAUAGUUACCACAUCAGUACUGGCCCUGUGUACUUUGGGUGCAUGGGUGAUGAUCAAGGAAAGAAGAUGAAAAUUGCAUUGAUGAGGUGCUCCAAAGGUCCUGAUGUUCCUGGGGUUCCUUGUCUGUUUCAAAAGAUGCCAUCUUGCUACUGAGACCUAAGGCUAUAUUUUCUGUUGGUGCCUGCAGUGGUUUGAACAGCAAAAAGGUCAAGUUAGGAGAUGUAGUUGUUUCAGCAAAGCUGAUAACAGCCACACAAAAACUCCCCAGCAGAGAUAUUGGAAACCUGAUCAAACAUGUGGCUGAUGGGUGGAAGGCACCUUUACAAAAUGCAGAUGAAUAUAAUGCCAAAGUGCAUGGUGAUGGAGUGGUUCUGAGUAUCUCAGAGGCCAACAGAGAUAAAAUUUGCCAAUUUCCUGAAGCAAUUGCAGUUGAAAUGGAAGGUGGAGGUAAGAAUUGUAAUAAUUCAAAUAAUUGAUGAGCCAAGAAUGUUUUCACUCAAAGGAAGUGUUUUGAAAAACACUGCUCUGGUAUUAUCCCUGCUGGUCCAAGAAAUAGCAUAUACUAUAUAGCAUGCCAAAUUUGCAGGAAUUAUAUAGUGUGUAUUUAAAGUGGUUUUAUGUUUGGCUGGGGUAGGAAGAUUUUUUGCAUGUGAAGGUGACUGAGAUGUACUGUGGAUAACUACAAUGAAUGUGCUCCUUCAGGAUGUCAUGAAUUGUAUUAAAUUUGUCAUCUGAAAAAUGUAGAAAGUAUCUUGUUAAAUAGUUUGAGAGUUGAGGAAUAGUAUCACAGUCCCUGACUUAACCUGAAACUUCCAUGAGUGACCAAGACAGAGUUUCUCAUCACAGUAUUAAUAUGAUAACAAGCAGACAAUUAAAGGAAAAGAAAAGAAAAUGUCAAUUAGGGAUUAUUGGUUGAUCCAAAACCAAAUUCUCCUAACUAACAUCAUAGGAAUUGUAUGACAGAUAUUAAAGAGAAUUACUGAAGAGAUCUUAGGUGUGUAAGGGUAAACUCUAUCUGAAAGAAGUUUGUCUUUUGAGAAAUGUUGAAAGUUACUUAUGAAACAAUCGAAGCCUGAGGAAUAAUUUUUACAGUCUCAGUGUACAAUUUUUUUAAAUUACUAGUUGAAAAGAUUAGAUUUCAGUACUAACUAACGUCUUUGUGGAAUGUGCAUGUUUACAAACAGGUAGAGUGUGAAUCUUUGCGAGAUUCGAUUGAACAAUUAUUUUAAGGAUGCUAAGAAAAUAAGCUUAAUACAUAGCUAACAGACAUGAGUAUUUUUUUUUUUUUCCAGGAGUGUAUGCGGCAGCCAUGAUUUUAAGACAGAAUGGGUGGUAGUCAAGGGCAUCAAAGACUUUGCAGAUGAAACGCAGUCUUCAAGUAAGAAAUGGAAACAAAUUGCCUGUGUGAUGGCAGCAUCUGUUGUGGCAAUACAUUUUAAACAAUCCAGUCAUAUUCCAAGAUUGGCCUCACUUUAAUGCAGGUAUUGCUUCCUGUCUCAAUGUUCUCUUUUUACAAGGAUAGGUCUGACUUAAAUCUAAGUUCCCUUAGCAUAUUCUUGUAUGGAUUAUAAAUCAAGAUGAGUUAAUUAUAAUUUCUGUAAUAGUUCACAGAUUAGAAAUUAAGUUACCCUUAUUUUGAGUUUACAUACCUGUAGGUUUAACAAGACUCUUAUGGUGGUGGGAGAAAAAACUUGUGUUUAAAUCAAAUGAUGUAACGAUGAGCCAAGCGAACUGACCUGUAUUCUAUAAUUAGCUUGGUUUAUGAAACACAACCAAAAUAUGGAAAAUUCAGUAGCUAAUGACAUUUGCCAAAGUGAUUUGAAGUACUGAUUUGAUAUAUGUUCCUGGGCCAAUAAGCAACACAUCAAAUUGUUUUAAACUGAAAAAAUAGAUUCAUCAAGUACUGCAUGUGUGUCUGUAUUUUGAUGUGAAAACUAUUGGAAUGGAAAGGGAAGAGAUAAAUGCCAGCACACAUCUUUAUGGUUCUGUUUCUUUGUUGUUGUUGUUUUUUUACCCUUUUUUGGAAUCUGACAUGAUAUAGUUUGAGAUGAAUGAAUCAGAUUGUAAAUAAAUUUCUCAGGUAAAUUGCUUUAAAGAGACAACAUUAAUUUUUUGUUUAUCAUUUCAUUUAGGUGCCAAUGAAUUAUCCUCUCAAGGUAAGUCCAACAUGUUUUGAUGAAUGAAAUACUUUGUGUUAUUACGUCCAUAACUUAUCAACCUGACAGGUGGUAACUAGUUUGUAGUAAGGAUUGAGUACUAUUUAUUUCCUUGAUAAAGAAGGUAAUAAGUGUUCUGAGAUAAUUUGUGAACAUGCAUUGUAUAGAGAAUGAUAAUAGUGCUACAGACAAUGUUUGUUUCGAUAGUGAUAUCUGUGAUAAUGAUAGUAAUAAUAAUAAUAAUGAUAACAAUAAUAAUAGUUAACGAUUAACAGUGAACUUAUAUAUGACUGUUUUAACUCUCAUCAUCAGUUACAUUCAUAUUAUUUGUUGAAGUGAUUAAAUUGACAUAUAUUAUUAGAGACAGAGUUUAAAAAAGAAGCAUCAUUUUGAACAGGUUUACCUGAGAAACCAACCAUCACAAAUACAGAAACAGAAGUUGACAAGGAUUUCAUUGUUACCUGGUCAGAAGCUGAGGCCAACAGCAGUAAUUGCAGCGUUAAAUACCGUCUGGAAUGGAGGAAACAACCCGUGACAGGAUCCACAGAAAUGGCUCAACGAGGAAAUAUUGUGGAAACUCACCUCAAGAUUACUGGUCUUGAGUAUGACACAGAGUAUGAAGUGAAACUGUUCGCUGUCAACGAACAAGGAGACAGUGAGCCAGAUGUCAGAACAUUUAAGACAAAGAGUGGUAUGUACCUU
Messenger RNA from Pocillopora meandrina, 18423 nucleotides. NCBI's taxonomy places the organism in Eukaryota, Metazoa, Cnidaria, Anthozoa, Scleractinia, Pocilloporidae. The record is from the annotation of a GenBank genome assembly.